GCAGUUGUUCUGUCCUUCCUUCUCUCUUGACUUUAUCUUGGUAUACUUACGCUGCCGUUUAAUUCUGGAACUCUACUCGGCGACAGGUCGUCCUAAUAACGAAAUCCUUGAACUUGAAUUCCGCUCAAGCACCUUCGCGUCCGUCACGUUUGCACGAUACCCUUUAACAUACCCACAAUGGCUGCCGCAUUGGGAGCUCUGGAGAGCAUGUUCCACGAAUUGACUGCGUCGAGGUACAUGAGUGCCGUUGGCCUUAUGGUUCUCUUGUAUGACCACGCAUUGACGUUCGGGGACGAGGUGCAAUAUAUUUGGUCCGCCCCUGCAACAUACGCAAAAUAUAUAUUCCUGCUCAAUCGAUACACCGUGUUGGGCACCCUCCUCGCCGUUGCAUAUGAGAUGUGCGGUUUUGUGAACUCGUCGUUCACAGAUACAAGAUGCAAACAGUUCAUCUUCACGUGUUCUAUGAUAGCGGUUGUCUCAGUCGGUAUCGCCAAUCUUCUCACGCUCCAGCGAGUAGUCAUCCUCUGGGAUCAUCGUCCGGUCAUCUUGAAGAUCAUGACCGUAGGGUUUGUCAUCAGCUUCGGUGCCCAGGUCGCCACCAUGAUUGUCACGCUGAUCAACAUGCUUCCAUUCAUCACAUGGAACACGUCAUUGGGGAUGUGCGUCGCCACGAAAACCUCGCAUCUCUUGAUCGGGGUUUGGGCAUGUCCAAUGGUCUUUGAAUUAUUCGUUCUCGGCUCGACAGCUCUUAAUGCCCUUGAUCGUCCGCGAACGGUGGAGCUCCCGAUCGCCAAGGCGUUGCAAGAGGACGGGAUCCAGUUCUUUGUCUUCAUCGCCGCCCUCCGCAUCCUCAACAUCGUCUUCGCCGCACUAAAUCGUCCAUCGUUUAUCUUCCUAGCGGUAUUUUUCAUUUGGGCCAUGACAACGACUAUCCUUGGCCGCCUCCUCAUCCACCUCCGGCGCACCGAGUGUCGCCCCCCACCCAUCCUCGACCCACACUCGGAGCAGUACGAUCCCUCGCUCGCCGUGGACGUCGAAGCAGACGCCUAUAUAGCAGAGUGGGACCGCCGCCGCAACCGCGCGAUUUCGCCCUUUGGUCUCGUCCCACUCAACAAGCGCAUAUCGAACGGGUCCGCGCAUUCCGCGCGCUCGGACGCUGAGUCCGCCUGGGGAAACUCACCGGACAACUACGACGACGUGCUUCAUAUCGCGCCCGCGCCGCUGGUGUACCACUACAAGAAACGGGCGCACGACCCGAACAUUCGGCCGUGGGACUAAGUUGUUGUUCCAUCGGCAAGAUUGUUUCCGUAUCUCGGACCUCGCGUGUUGUCCUUCCCACCGGCUCCAGGCGAGAAGGCCUACGAGUGCAUGCUGUCAGAGCCGGACUGGCCAUUGCAUCCAGCCACGAAUGGGCAUCGUUCAGUUGGCUGGGCUGCUCUAUUCGGUGUGUAUCGAUCCCUUAUAUCCGACGGUUCGGAUACAUCCGUGCCGUGCUCCACGACAGCUCCUUGCGUGGACAAAAGUAUUGGCACAGCGAAUGGCCAUGUCUCCGUCCCCAUGGAGAAGCGCUGUCCUACACUAGGACAGAAACUCACCUCUCCGUGAAUUUCGGGAUUGCCACACUCCCGGGCCCACCCAUAAUGUGAGUCAGCGAGCGAGCAAUGUACUCCAAUAGCGGUAAAGUAGGCUUUCCGUCGGACAUGACAUAUGCUUGCGUAUGUAGAUAAAUGGAAACCCCUUGUCCUCG
Molecule: messenger RNA, 1747 nt
Organism: Dichomitus squalens LYAD-421 SS1
Lineage: Eukaryota; Fungi; Basidiomycota; Agaricomycetes; Polyporales; Polyporaceae
Exons: 11
Coding region: 178-1278 (366 amino acids)
Source: RefSeq, a predicted model, not a curated record